Molecule: messenger RNA, 1198 nt
Organism: Apaloderma vittatum (bar-tailed trogon)
Lineage: Eukaryota; Metazoa; Chordata; Aves; Trogoniformes; Trogonidae
Product: von Willebrand factor D and EGF domain-containing protein-like
Exons: 7
Biological process (GO): anatomical structure development
Cellular component (GO): extracellular region; cell surface
Molecular function (GO): signaling receptor binding
Source: RefSeq, a predicted model, not a curated record
UUCUUGAGUGCUCUCCUGGUGGACAUCAGAUCCUGCAGAGCCCUUACCGAAGCGUCGAUUUCGAUUCAUCCCACCUCCAGCGAUCGGCCAUUCAGGAGUUAAUAUGUGACCAUUCCCUAACACCGGGAUGGUAUCGCUUUAUGAUUUUUGACAAGCCCGCUGAGAUGCCCACCCAGUGCGUGGAGAUGAAUCACUGUGGCACUCAAGCCCCUGUCUGGUUGUCUCUGAGGGAGUCGGAAUCCAUGCCUCGACCCGGGGAGAUCAAACAGUUAACAGCUUGUGCUACGUGGCAGUUUUUCUUCAGCGCUUCAAAAGACUGCUGUCUCUUCCAAAUCCCUGUGAGUGUGAGGAACUGUGGAGAUUUCUUUGUUUACUUGCUGCAGCCCACCCAAGGAUGCAUGGGGUAUUGUGCAGAAGGUAACCUGUCUCCAUCAUCUCCAUCUGUGUCACCACCACUACCAGCCGUUCCUGAAGUUGUAGCAGAACUGAUCGAAGGCAACAUUUACCUGAGAUGUACCUUUGGUGUUCCUUUUGCAAACAGCUCAGUCAGAUUCAUUGUAACUUGGUCACGGCUUUCUCCUGAAGGUAUCAAAGAAGAAGUGAGACGUGAAACAGCAGUUCAUGCCUUCUCACUGCUACAACUAGAUGGGAUUAGCAUCAAGCUUGGAGACAGAGUCUGCUGCAGCAGUUCCGCUUUUUUCACGGAUAUGCCGGAUAUACAAAGCUCUUCUGUUGAGAGCGAGGAAUUUUUUGCAGGCAUUAAGAUACAUCCAGAAACAUAUGAUAUAUCAGAAGAUGGGAAAGAAUACAAACUGACAAUAGAAAGCAGCAUUCCUAUUCUUUGUCCUGAGUUUAGCCAGCUUGAAAGUGACUGCAAAAUCUCACUAAUAUUAAAUACUGUUGAUGAAGGUAAAGAGCAGUUAGGUUUAAACUUGGCUCUUUCUUCAUGUCACGUGGAUCUUCUUCAGAAACCGUGCAAUAACGGAAUCUGUAGCCAAGCUGUAAUUUAUUUCACUGCUGUCACAGACUUUAUGCAGGAUGGAGACAGAAUUACCAGAAUUGCAGUCGAACCUAUAUCCAGUGAGAAUUUCCUGUGGAAUGGCUACGUUCCAGAAAGCACACAGAUCAUGGUAAAGGAUCUACCCACUGCCUACUGCUACUCAUUUACUGACCCUCAUAUAAUUACAUUUGAUGGAAG